AUGGUUGAACCCGAGAAGCGACGUCGCCGGCCGCCGGUGUCGUGCACACUCUGCAGGAAGCGCAAGAUUCGCUGCAACCGUGAGCUCCCAUGUAACAAUUGUGUCCGGUCCAAGGUGCCUGGACUCACUUGCGCCUAUGACAAGUCAGCCAACCCUACCCCAAGACUGGCUCAGACUGCCCAGACCAGAGCCAGUCCAGCCAAAAUUGGCGAGAUCUUCCUGGCCCCCAAGUUCUCUCCUCCCGAGAGCCUCCUGUAUGAUGGCGAUGCUGUUGAUUCCGAGACGGAAGAAGCGCAGGGCCGGUUCCCCUUUGAACCGGUCCUCGUGCGCAACGAUGCAAGGAGCAUCGCACCCAAGGCAUCGCCUGGAAGUGUGCAGGAUGCUGAUACGAUGCGGUCGCGCAUUGCCCAGUUGGAAGAUCAGCUGUUACAAUUGAGGUACAGGAAUAGCGCCAGCUCGUCUACCGUCUUCACGACGAACAACAGCACUACCUCCCCAGAGGAGAACCAAGAAGCCGCCGCUCCAGGACGGGCACCUCGUCAGAGAGCAUCGGCCACCUAUGAAUUUGAGAAUGAAAUUUUCGGACAGGCUCUCUUCACCAGCCGCAGUGUCAUGCACAAGAAGCGGUUGUUUGGUCAGAGCCACUGGGCCAAUUGCCUUGCCAUGUUUCGAGAUGUUUUCGAAGUCUUCGAGCCUCGAGUAGCCCAAGAUAUGACAUCCAAGAUAUCCGAACGUCUCUCCCGGUGCAAAGAACUUGCUAGGAUCAUCAAAGCUGACCGGGCGCCCCUGUGGCCUGCGAUGCCCACUUACGAUCUGCCCCCGAAAGAGGUGUGCGACCAGCUGGUCGACGGAUACAUCAGGACCUCCGAGAGCGUCUACCGCGUACUGCACAUACCUUCCUUCAUGAAAGAGUACAACGCCAUUUGGUCGUCUGGCCCGAAGCCGGACAUGACAGCCAUCGUCACGAUAAAGCUCGUCCUCGCCAUCGGGGCUACUGUUUACGAUGAGAAGUUUAGCAUGCGCAAGUCGACUGUCCACUGGAUCCACGAGGCGGAGACGUGGCACUCUCGUCCCGACUACAAGGCCCGUAUUUUCAUCCGCGAUAUACAGUCCCGGAUCCUCCUCCUGAUCGCCCGCGAGGCCUGCGGCCAAGGGUGGAGCAUGACGUGGCUUCCCAUGGGAGAGCUGCUGCGAACGGCAAUGUACGUCGGGCUGCAUCGAGAUCCGACGCGACUACCGCGCCGGACGACCUUCGCCGCCGAGCUUCGCCGUAGGAUUUGGAACACCAUCUUGGAACUGGCUCUGCAAACGAGCCUGCUUGCCGGGGCCGCUCCACUCAUCUCGCCGGAUGAUUAUGAUACGCAGCCUCCGGGGAAUUUCGACGACGAACAACUCCUGAUCAAUGACCCAGAGACUAAGCCAGACACCGAAUUUACCCAGAUGUCGAUCGCCAGAGCACUCUGCCAGACGUUCGAGGCUCGGCUUGGUGUCGCCAGGUAUCUCAACGACCUCAGUUCCCGAAACAGCUAUGAGGAGACCCUGAGGCGAGACGCCGAGCUGCGAGCCGCGCACCGCCUCAUUGGAAGGCAGAUCCAGAUGUGGAAGGCAAAAAGCACCGCGGGCCUCCCCGGCCCCUCAACCUUUCAACUGACCUUUAUCGACAACGUCAUGCGCCAGACCCUCCUGGUCCUACACGUGCCCUUCUACGGCCCAUCCAUCCACGAAGCCUCCUUCGCGUUCACGCGCAAGGUCGUGAGCGAGACCUGCCUCGCCGUAUGGCGCGCAUCGUCCGGCUCGCAAGUCUCCAUCCGCGGACCACACGUCACCUCGUCCCCUCCCUCCAAGAAGGAAGACUUCGCCAUCCUCGCAGCCCUGCGCUCCGGAAUCUACGGGACCAUGCAGUCCAGCUUCCUGCUUCUGGCCGAAAUCCGCGCGCAGAUCCGCGAGUACGACGACGGGCUGGGCGCUACCCCCAUCCGCUCGGACAUGCUCCCCGUCAUCGACGAGAUUAAGGACCUGAGCUUCGAGAUGAUCGUCAACGGCGAGACCAACAUCAAGGGCACGCUCGUCAGCAGCCUCAUCAUCGCGCAGAUUAAGGCCAUGCUGGGGGGUCUGACGGGGGAGGCGAUGCACGGGGCGCUCAUCGACUCGGUGCUGGACACGAGCGCGAGGUGCCUCGAGGUGCUGGAGAAGGCGGCAGCAGAGGUGCAGCACGGGGAGGAUCAAAAUGCAGAGAGCGAGGCGCCGGGAAUGCCUCUGGCGCUUCCGCGGAUGAACCUAGCUGAUCAGCUCACACUGGACUGGGACUUCACGAUUCCAGAAACAGACUUUGGGACUGGAGCCAUUGAUCCAUCGGUUAGUAUGCUUGAGCAUAUGAACUGGAUGUUUGACGACGAAAUCCUCCAGGGGCCGCCGGUUGCUUGA
Molecule: messenger RNA, 2424 nt
Organism: Clonostachys rhizophaga
Lineage: Eukaryota; Fungi; Ascomycota; Sordariomycetes; Hypocreales; Bionectriaceae
Source: the annotation of a GenBank genome assembly